GCCGCCGGGUUCAGAGUUCAGUCAGAUAACAAUUUCCGGCGAGUUAGCCGGAAGUUGGAGCAAUGGCCGACGUGAGAAUGGACGAUGACCUGUUUGAUAGCAUUGUGUUUGCAGAAGAAAGGUUCCGAGAUGAAGGCUACCGGGAAGGUUUUAAGAGGGGGACCCGCCGAGGGCUUCAGGACGGCCGCAGACACGGAGCUUGUCACGGGGCCCGGCUGUCCUGCGAGAUGUCCUUCUAUUACGGCUUUGCAAUCACGUGGAAAUGUGUCCUCCAAAACAACAUAGAUGGCAAAUCAAGAAAGCGUGUGAAAGCACUGGACGCCCUCCUUGGAAUGAUCCAAAGCUCUCCUCUUGAUGAUCCGCAGUCUCAGAAGCUACAGGAUGACAUGGACAAGCUUCGAGCUAAGUUCAGACAGGUCUGCUCUAUGCUCAGUGUCCCAGCUGACUUCAAGGAUUACAUCAGCGUGGCUGAAGGCACUUCAUUCUAAGUCUGUCUUGAUGGUGAACCAGAGCCGACCGAGCGCCCAGACACAAGGUGGAAGCUGAUUUGAUGUCAGCCUUGAAUGCCCCAGCAGAUAUGGUCUGCAGUGGAUUCAUCUGAAUGCUGGGAGUGUGAGACAGUGACAAUCAGACAAGAAUUGUGUGAUCUUUGAUGAUGUAGAUAAGUCUGAGGAAAAUGUACUGUCACUACAGACCCAGAAACAGGAAUUUGAUUGAUUGAUUUCCUACAAA
Haplochromis burtoni (Burton's mouthbrooder) is the source of this 732-nucleotide messenger RNA. RefSeq names its product LTO1 maturation factor of ABCE1 (gene lto1). The coding region runs from base 63 to 488 and encodes 141 amino acids. NCBI's taxonomy places the organism in Eukaryota, Metazoa, Chordata, Actinopteri, Cichliformes, Cichlidae. The transcript has 5 exons. The record is from RefSeq and is a predicted model, not a curated record.